Messenger RNA from Diversispora eburnea, 4072 nucleotides. Lineage: Eukaryota; Fungi; Glomeromycota; Glomeromycetes; Diversisporales; Diversisporaceae. The record is from the annotation of a GenBank genome assembly.
AGGAAUAAUAGCGACACUCACUGGACACAAAGGUCGAGUGAAUUGUGUGAACUUUAUUAAUCGAGGAGACGAAUUGAAUCAAACAAAUAUCGCAAUAAUUUCAGGUUCUACAGAUAAAACUGCAAGGAUUUGGAAAAAGACACAAAAUGAAAAGUGGAUAAAUUCAGCAAUUUUAGAUUCCCAUGAAGGUUCAGUUAAUACAAUUGGAGUAAUUCAAGCAAAAUCAAUUAUAGUAGAAAAAGAUUUAAUUGUUACUGGAUCUUCUGAUGGGGUAGUAAAAGUUUGGGAAAGAAUCAUAAUUGAUGAUGUCAAAGAUACUGUAACUUGCAUUCAAACAAUUAAUCUUGAAUCAAAGUAUCCAAUGGUUCCAAUUCUAGCAAUUGGAGGUACUGACAAAAAAAUAUUUUUAUAUAUUCAAAAAAAUGAGCAGUUUAUUAAAUCAUUAUCACUUCAAGGGCAUGAAAAUUGGAUUAGAUCUUUAUCCUUUGCUACUUAUACAUCACCUUCUCAAUUAUCAGUGAGUUCAAUAAUAAAUGAUGAUGAAAGUUCAACAACAAAAAUUAAGCAACAAUAUAAAUUGAAUGAUGGUGAUUUAUUAUUGGCAAGUGCAUCACAAGAUAAAUAUACCAGUUCCAACAAAAAAGUCCAAUUAAGUACAAAAGCUCAUAUAAUAGAAAUUGAUGAUCAAAAUAAUACCAAAAAAAAUUAUUCAGUAAUGUUUGAGGCAUUACUUAUGGGACAUGAUGAUGGGAUAUAUAGUGUUUGCUGGCAUCCACCAUUAAUUAUUAAAGAUGAGAAGGAUAACUUUAAAUAUCAUCAACCAAUGUCAAUUCUUACUUCUUCAUCUGAUAAAUCAAUGAUUAUUUGGAAACCUGAACUUGAAACAGGUGUUUGGAUGAACUUGAUACGAGUAGGAGAGAUUGGUGGGAAUACAUUAGGAUUUUAUGGUGGAUUAUUUGGUCCAAAAGGAAAUUACAUUAUAGCACAUGGUCACACUGUAUCAAUAAGUGGACAUUUCAAUUCUGUUUUGGAUAUUUCAUGGAAUUCAACAUUUAAAUAUCUUGUAUCUGUAAGUCUAGAUCAAACAGCAAGAUUAUUUUCUACAUGGAAUCGUCAAAUUGAUUAUUCAAAUGAAAACAAUAAAAAUCAAAUAGAAAAUAUUAUUACAACAUGGCACGAGAUAGGGCGUCCACAAAUUCAUGGUUAUGAUAUUCAAUGUCUAUCGUUUGUGGAUCAAUGGAAAUAUGUUAGUGGAUCCGAUGAAAAGGGAUCUCGUCCAGUGGGAGCAAAUCUUCCACCAUUAGGUUUAUCCAAUAAAGCAAUAUUUAAUUCGGAUAUAGAAAAUUCAAUGGAAUCAUAUCAAGAAGAAGAAUUUUUAGAUAGAAAGAUUCCAGGGCAUACAUCUUUAUCUACUUUGAAUACUUUAAAGAUAUUGGAUAAACCACCUUUAGAAGAACAAUUAUCGAAAAGUGCAAGUCAUGAUGGAAAAUAUGUGGCUAGUGCAUGUAAAGCAACAACAACCGAACAUGCAAUAAUUCGAUUAUAUAAUACAAAAACUUGGAAAGAAAUUUCAAAUGGUACUUUGGAAUCACAUUCUUUAACAGUUACAAAAAUAAGGUUCUCUCAUAAUGAUAAAUGGAUUUUAAGUGUUUCUCGGGAUAGAUUAUGGUCAUUAUUUGAAAGAACUGAUGAUGAAGUAACACCAUAUAAGUUAAUAGCCAAAAAUAAAUCACAUGCACGCAUAAUUUGGGAUUCUUCUUGGAGUCAUGAUGAUUUAUUAUUUGCUACUGCUUCAAGAGAUAAGACGAUAAAAAUAUGGAAACAAGAAGAUAAAAUUAAUAAUUGGAAAUGUAUUACAACAAUAAAAUUAAGUGAAGCUGUGACAGCAAUUGAUUUUGCUCCCAAAUUUAUUGGAAAAGAAAGAUAUUUUAUGGCAGCUGGAUUAGAAAAUGGAAAAAUUUUAUUCUUUAUUUCAGAGAUUGAACAAAUAGAUAAAUGGAGUUUGGUAAUGGAUGUGGAUAAAGAUAAUUGCCAUGUGGCAAGUGUAAAUCGUCUUACUUUAAGUGAAUUCACGAAUUCAACUGAAAAUAAUAAAAUAAAAUUAAGAUGUGUGAGUUGUGGAUCAGAUUAUUGUAUUAAAAUAUUAAAUUUAGAGAUUUAUACAGAAUUUGAUUCGCAUGCAUAUACUCAUGCCUUCCCUUCAAAGGAUUUACCUUUUCGUCCAUGGAACGCGCGAGCAUUAGAAUUAAAUGUUAAAGUUGCGGAUCCAUUAUCUCCUAAUCCAAGUGACUCACGUCGGCACAUACCACCAAUAUCAAAAAUUCGUGGAACAGAAGAAGCAAAUUUAAUGGAUAUAUUCGAAGAAAUUGGUGAAAGUUCUUCUCGUGACGCGAAUAAAAUCAAUAUCGUACAACCACCACCAUAUCCUAUUAUUAGUCCAGGAGUUCAACCUAAAACUGUUUUAAGAAAUGAUUUUCAGUCAAUAGAAAUUUUGCCACCAGAUAUUCCGAAAAUCGAGAGUAAACAUUCAAAUUUAUGCGAAUUAAUGAGAGAAUCUUCUUUUACUACCAAGGAUUAUACUACUACUAAUAAUAAUAAAGAUUGUUGGGAACGAGAGAAACCUGAAUUAGUAAAAGAAGCUUCCUUUAUUAAUGAUUGGAGGCGAGAAAAACCUGAAUUAGUCAAGAAUACCACUACUACUAAUAAUAAUAAAGAUUGUUGGGGACGAGAAAAACCUGAAUUAGUCAAAGAAGUUUCUUUUAUUAAUGAUUGGGGGCGAGAAAAAUCUGAAAUAGUCAAGAAUACCACUACUACUAAAGAUGGUUGGGGUCGUGAGAAACCUGCAGUUUCCUUUGUUAAUGAUUGGGGGCGAGAAAAAUCUGAAGUAGUCAAGAAUACCACAACUAUUAAGGACGGCUGGGGACGUGAGAAACCUGAAUUAGUCAAAGAAGUUUCCUUUGCUAAAGUUUGGGGUCAAGAGAAACCUGAAGUAGUCAAGAAUACUACUACUAAUAAGGAGGGUUGGGGACAAAAACCUGAACUAAUCAAAGAAGUUUCUUUUGUGAAUACUACUACUAAUGGUGGUUGGAGAUGUGAGAAACCUGAAAUAGUCAAAGAAGUGGAUAUUACUGCUAAAGAUGGUUGGGGACGAGAGAAACUUGAAUUAAUCAAAGAAGCUAUGAAUACUACUGCUAAGAAUGAUUGGAAACGAAAGAAACCUGAAUUAGUCAAGGAAACUUCUUCCAAAGAUUGUUGGGGACGAGAAAAACCUGAAUUAAUCAGAGAAGUCUCUUUUAAUGGUUGGGGACGAGAUAAACCCGAAUUAGUCAGAGAAGUCUCUUUUAAUGGUUGGGGACGAGAAAAACCUGAAGAAAUCAAUGAAGUCUCUUUUACGGACACUAUUAACAAGGAUGCUUGGGGACGAAAGAAACCUGAAUUAGUCAAAGAAGCUUCUUCUGUUAAUACCAAGGAUGGUUGGGGACGAGAUAAACAUGAAUUAGUCAAAGAAGUCGUUUUUAAGGAUGGUUGGGGAAGAGAAAAACCUGAAAUAGUCAAAGAAAUUUCUUUUAUUGAUGUUAUCAAGGAUGGUUGGCGGCGUGAAAACCCUGAAAUAGUCAAAGAUGUUUCUUUUAUGGAUACUACCACUAGGGGACGAGAGAAAUCUGAACUAGUCAAAGAAAACAUUAUUUUACGAAAAGAAAAAUCUGAUCUUAUUGAUCUUAACGAAGUUUCACCAACAAAUAACUCGAAUAAUUUGAGAAAUUACCGUCACCAUCAUUCAUCCAGGAAAGGUGAAAAAGCCACUGAUUUAUCAAAGAAUUUAUCUCGAAAUGAUUCAUUAUUAGUAUUUGAUGGAUCAAAGUUUGUACUUGAAAAUAGUAUCAAGAAAGAAGUUGAAACUUUAAUUAAUCUUGAUGAUAAUUUGAAACAAGAAACUACCGUAAAAUAUGAUGAAACAAAAAGAUUCGAAGAUUUAAAAACGAUCGAUUAUACCGGAUUCUUAAGUCAAGAAUUAAGAAAUGCAAUGGCGGAGGCUAAAAUACAUAAACAAGAAACAUCAAAAUUGUGUUAG